UUCUUUUCCUGUUUUCUUUCACACCUCAUAUAUAUCUUAUAGUAACUCUUCAACUUCUUUACACACUACUUCUCUCUGUCUCUCAAUGGAAGCACACGCAGGAGCCAACCAGAGGAUUGCAAGACUCUCUGCUCAUCUCCACCCUUCAAAUUUCCAGGAAGGAGGUGAUGCUGCAAUUAACAAAGCUAACUGCAGAGCAAAAGGUGGAGCACCUGGAUUCAAAGUAGCAAUCUUAGGAGCUGCUGGUGGAAUUGGUCAACCCCUUGCUUUGUUGCUGAAGAUGAAUCCAUUGGUUUCGGUUCUUCAUCUUUAUGAUGUUGUCAACACUCCUGGUGUCACUGCUGAUGUUAGUCACAUGGAUACUGGUGCUGUGGUCCGUGGCUUUCUAGGGCAGCCGCAGCUUGAGAAUGCACUCUCAGGAGUGGACUUGGUAGUUAUACCUGCUGGUGUGCCGAGGAAACCUGGAAUGACGAGGGACGAUUUAUUUAAGAUAAAUGCUGGAAUUGUGAGGACUCUUUGUGAAGGAAUUGCCAAAAGCUGUCCCAAUGCAAUUGUCAACUUGAUUAGCAAUCCAGUCAAUUCCACUGUGCCAAUUGCUGCUGAGGUCUUCAAAAAAGCUGGAACAUAUGAUCCAAAGCGACUUUUAGGAGUGACAACCCUCGAUGUUGUGAGGGCAAAUACGUUUGUGGCAGAGGUACUUGGAGUUGAUCCCAGAGAGGUUGAUGUUCCAGUGGUAGGAGGUCACGCAGGAGUCACGAUAUUGCCUCUUUUGUCUCAGGUUAAGCCUCCCAGUAGCUUCAGCGCAGAAGAAGCUGAAUACCUGACAAACCGCAUUCAAAAUGGUGGAACAGAAGUUGUUGAGGCAAAAGCUGGGGCUGGUUCUGCAACACUAUCCAUGGCAUAUGCGGCUGCCAAGUUUGCUAACUCAUGCCUCCACGGCUUGAAAGGAGAAGCCGGGGUGGUGGAGUGUGCUUUCGUUGAUUCUCAGGUUACGGAUCUUCCUUUCUUUGCAACCAAGGUUCGUCUUGGUCGCGGUGGAGCAGAAGAGAUAUAUCAACUCGGUCCUCUGAAUGAGUAUGAAAGGAUCGGGUUGGAAAAGGCGAAGGCAGAGUUAGCAGGAAGCAUCCAGAAGGGAGUAGAAUUCAUCAAAAAAUAAGUCAGUUAAGGGAAAAAAUUAAUUUUGCAUUGUCUCUUUACUACAUCUAUAUCUAUAAAGAACGUUGUGUAAUAAUUCCGUCUGUUCAUAGUAUAUCUUUCUUACGAAUAGUACUCUAAAUUUUUGGUGUUGUCCAUUGCUUAUGAAAGUUCAUAUUUUGUAGAUAUUUAUCUGCUAAAAUGUUGUGCUUUUCUGUUAA
Messenger RNA from Vicia villosa (hairy vetch), 1355 nucleotides. Its product is annotated as malate dehydrogenase 2, peroxisomal. Gene Ontology annotation, molecular function: L-malate dehydrogenase (NAD+) activity. Lineage: Eukaryota; Viridiplantae; Streptophyta; Magnoliopsida; Fabales; Fabaceae. Gene Ontology annotation, biological process: malate metabolic process; tricarboxylic acid cycle. The transcript has 9 exons. Bases 86 to 1156 code for a protein of 356 amino acids. The record is from RefSeq and is a predicted model, not a curated record. Gene Ontology annotation, cellular component: chloroplast; cytoplasm.